AUGUCGGGGGUUCAUGUAGAAACCUUGGACCGACCCAGUAUCUCCAAACCUUAUUCAGAGAUUUUCGCCAUUAACCAGCUCCCACCACCUUCUUGGAUGGAUCCCUUUAUCAAGUAUCUCACGGUGGGAGAGCUCCGAGAGGACAAAGCUGAGGCAAAGCGCCUGUGCCACAGGGCUACCUUAUAUAUGAUUCGAGAUGGACAACUCUUCUGGAGGGGUCAAUCUUUCCCCCAACUCCAGUGUUUGGCCCCAAAGCAGGGACGUCAGGUGUUGACAGAGUUGCAUAGCGGAGUGUGCGGUAACCACGUCGGGACAAGGAAUUUGGCAUUUAAGGCCCUUCAAACUGGAUACUACUGGCCCACCAUGAAGGCAAACUCCAAGGCUAUAGUCGGGAUGUGCGUACAAUGUCACGAAUAUGCCAACUACUUCAACCGCCCUUCAGUCCCACUUUCUGUCAUUGUGUCUCCAGUCCCAUUUGCACAGUGGGGACUUGACCUCAUUGGAGAAUUGUCAACCGCCCAGUGA
This is a messenger RNA of Argentina anserina (silverweed cinquefoil), 525 nucleotides long. RefSeq lists its product as uncharacterized. NCBI's taxonomy places the organism in Eukaryota, Viridiplantae, Streptophyta, Magnoliopsida, Rosales, Rosaceae. The transcript has a single exon. Bases 1 to 525 code for a protein of 174 amino acids. The record is from RefSeq and is a predicted model, not a curated record.